Molecule: messenger RNA, 2122 nt
Organism: Thalassophryne amazonica
Lineage: Eukaryota; Metazoa; Chordata; Actinopteri; Batrachoidiformes; Batrachoididae
Gene: cabp1a
Product: calcium binding protein 1a
Exons: 7
Coding region: 104-1228 (374 amino acids)
Molecular function (GO): calcium ion binding
Source: RefSeq, a predicted model, not a curated record
AUCAGGCGCAGAACCGGAGCCGAACUUCACUCGAGUCCACGAUGGAAAGCACACGGCUUUCGAUGAUCCACGCACCGAGUCAGAGCGGAGCGGACCGGCAGCGAUGAGCUCAUCCUUCCCCAAAUCCGAAUCCACCACCUCCUUACUGAAGUCGUCCUCGGCGUGGAGACCGACGCGCCUCCCGGAGCGUCCGCACCCGCAUCACCACCGACCCGCCGGCCCGCAGCGCGCCACCGGCGCCGAAGAGUCCUUCUGGCCGGCCGAAUGCGACACCAGCGCCCGGAGACCGCUGUGCCACCCGAGCCUGCUGGGCACCCGGAGUCUUGACGAUGCUGCCACGCGGGGCAAGUGCAGGACGCACGGCUCCCACGGCCCCCACGGCUCCCACGGUUCCCACGGCCACGCUCCAGAACCGCAGGAUCCACACGGCAGGUCUUCCAAGCCCCCGCACCGGCACCACCGCAGGAAGCCCACGCGGGAGGAGCGCGCCCCGGCCGGACCUCCGGAACCCGAGCAUCACCGGCGCACUCACAGACACGCACGUCACAGCGCACACGCGUCCUUUCCGUCGGACAGCAACGACGACACGGCUCCGCUGUGCCGGCCCGGGGGCCACCGGGCGCCCGAGCAGGUCGGCAGUCCGUCCGCCUCCUCCUGCUCUCUGGUCCCGCUGUCCAGCAGGUCCUCCCGACGCUCCCGGAGGUCCAGCGCUGCCUCGUGCGCGUCUGACGUCAAUCUGCGCACAAUCCUCAACUCUCUGUUCGGACAGGACAGAGAGCUGAGGCCUGAGGAAAUGGACGAAUUGCGGGAUGCCUUCAAAGAGUUUGACAAGGACAAAGACGGUUUCAUCAGCUGUAAGGACUUGGGGAACUGCAUGCGGACAAUGGGCUAUAUGCCCACAGAGAUGGAACUCAUCGAACUGAGUCAGCAGAUUAAUAUGAACUUGGGCGGACAUGUUGAUUUUGAGGACUUUGUGGAGUUGAUGGGUCCAAAACUGGUUGCAGAAACCGCAGACAUGAUUGGAAUAAAGGAGCUAAAAGACGCUUUCAAAGAGUUUGAUACCAAUGGAGAUGGCGCCAUAAGCACCUCUGAGCUCCGAGAUGCAAUGCGGAAGCUGUUGGGCCAACAGGUGGGUCUGAAGGAAGCAGAAGACAUCCUGAGGGACAUUGACUUGAACGGUGACGGGCUCGUUGACUUUGAUGAGUUUGUACGUAUGAUGUCUCGCUAACACUCUGAAUGUGAAGCGUCAUCUGUCUCUAUACUUGACCAACAUCGACAGAGGCCAUGCUGUGAUCUCUGAGCCAUCCGAACCUGAACCACACUGGAACUAAAACACCGUGGACUUUAUGGAGUCCACUGAUAAGUAUUCUUCCUGAAAAGUCUCCGGUUCAAAUGAAAAUUUGCUGUAGCCAAAAUAAUGAUUGUGCAACUUAUGUUUUUGGCACUUUAUUUGCUACUAAAUACCUUGUGUGUGAUAGAAUGUCUCGUCUAAACUGUUACGUGUUUUGCGUAAAGACGCCUCUGAUGUACGACAAAGUCUGUUUGAAUGUUUGUCUUUACAUUUCGUUUUCUUGCACCACGUGCAGACUUCAGAAGUCGUAGUUUUAUUGGAAUGCUCUUGAUGCUUCACCAAACAUCAUGUCUGUAUUGUAAUUAUGUGAACGUCUGUGACUCAUCACUGUGCCGGCCCAGUCGGGACAAAAGCAGAUUAAAAAGAUGGAAAGCAGAAGCUCUGAAUGACCUUUCACAAGUAUUGUUUGGAGAUCUGUUGCAGGUUAACUCAUAUUUUGCACAGUUUUUUAGUAAUAUAAUUAUUAUUAUUAAAGUUUGACUCCAGAUGUGCUUGUUGUUGCUACUGCUCUGCUUUGCUUCACAGUAAAAAGAAGCAGUUUCACAAAGUUUUUGGAUGUUUCCAAUGUUUAAAUUGUUUGUCUUCAGCUUUGGGUAAAAAUGAAAAAUGUAUCCUUUUGUACCAACCCUCACUGCCUUGCUCAAGAUCAUAAGAAGCCCGAGUCAAAAAUCCCUACAGGAUUUCAAGCUUGUAAUUUUUUUUGUUGGUCCCUGUGAAUUUGUAAAAAUUCUAUUAAAAACUUUGUUUGGGAUUUUCUCAAACCUUUGGAAA